CAUCGAAAAUACGAGAGAAAUCGGGGCGUGUGAGAAGUAUUGUGAGUAAAAAGGCUCAAUUAAAUUUUGAAUUGUUAUAUUGGAGAGGGUUAUAAAUGAUCUUAUCCACGCUAGAAAAGAUUUGCUUUCGAAGAACAGUUGAUCGAGUCACAUUUCCCCAUGCCGAUCGAGCCAUCAGCUACCCGCACGCGAUUGAGCGGUGGUUAGACGAGCUGUACAAGCAAAACAGAUCCGGGGGGCAUGAAUCGGCAAAUGCGGCUAGUUGUCAAAUUGGCACCAGCAGAAGGCAAACAGCCAACAGACUCGGCAGGAAAAAGGUGAAGACGACUCUGGGCACCAGCGUACUGAAAGUGAAUAGUGUUGUGCGAAAGGAAAUGGAAAGUAUUGUUGAUGUAAAGUUUCCUGUGACAUCGCUAGUGCCGAAAAAAGAAACCGGGGCGCUUAGUUUUAUCCGGAUGUAUCCGGAGUACGAUGGCCGAGACGUCACAAUUGCAAUCCUCGACUCUGGCGUAGAUCCCCGGGCCAAAGGAUUAGAGCAAAUCCCCGGCGGAGACGUUAAGGUUAUCGAACGUUUUGAUUGUUCCGGUUGUGGCGAUGUGGAUACCAGCAAAACGGUUACGGCCAGUCCAGAUGGUACCAUUGUGGGUCUUUCUGGUCGCAAGCUGCAUCUGUCUUCCACGAUGAAGUCAAAAAAUGUUGCCGGGAGCGAAUAUCGCGUUGGACUGAAGAGUGUGCACGAUCUGUCGCCGUCGCGCAUUCGCGAACGUAUUUUAACCGAUCUGAAGGUGAAAACCUGGGACGAUCGGCAUAAGGUGGCAGUGAGUGAGGCGGCCCGAGAGUUGAGUGAUUUCGAGGCGAAGAAUCCAUCCACCGGUCUCACUGUAAAGGACAAGCUGGCCAAGGAAAAUCUGGAAAGCACGCUGGAGUUCUUGAACACGUGCGAUAAAAAGUUCACCGAUCUGAAAACGUCGUACGAUUGCGUGCUGUUCCCAACGAAGGAGGGCUGGAUGGCCGUCAUCGAUACAACCGAAAAGGGAGAUCUCGAAAACGCUGUUCACGUGCUGGAGUACACCCGUUCGCAUCAGGUCGUGAAUUUGGAUGAUUUCCUGUCGGUUUCUAUCAAUGUGCACGACGAGGGAAACGUCUUGGAGGUUGUCGGAGUAUGCUCAAGCCAUGGCACGCAUGUGGCAUCUAUCGCCAGUGGCUAUCAUCCGGAUGAUCCCGAGCUUAACGGUGUCGCUCCGGCUGCAAAGAUCGUGUCUCUGACCAUUGGAGAUGGGCGGUUGGAGUCGAUGGAAACAGGAACCGCGCUGGUUCGUGCCAUUAUCAAGGUGAUGGAGUUGUGUGAAGCAGGCCGCAAAAUCGACGUCAUCAACAUGAGCUAUGGAGAGCACGGACAUUGGUCAAACUCGGGACGUGUGGGCGAGCUGAUGAGUGAGCUGGUGAACCGAUACGGCGUGGUGUGGGUAGCUUCGGCCGGUAACCAUGGUCCAGCGCUCUGCACUAUCGGUACCCCCCCAGACAUUAGCCAGCCGAGUUGCGUUGGCGUCGGAGCGUAUGUGUCGCCCGAAAUGAUGGAAGCCGAAUACGCCCUGCACCAGAAGCUUCCUGGCAAUGUGUAUACGUGGUCUUCUCGCGAUCCGUGUAUCGAUGGAGGAUUCGGAGUGACGGUUUGUGCUCCCGGUGCUGCAAUCGCUUCUGUUCCACAGUUUACAAUGUCCAAGGCACAGCUGAUGAAUGGUACCAGCAUGUCGGCGCCGCAUGUAGCCGGGUCGGUAGGGUUGCUGAUUUCGGGAUUGAAACAAAAAUCCAUCCCAUACACUGCAUUCAGUAUUAAGCGUGCUCUAUGGAACACCGCCACCAAGAUUGAUUACGUUGACAAGUUCGCGCAAGGCAACGGAUUGUUGAAUGUCGGGAAAGCUUUCGAUCAUCUGACCACCUACUGUGGACUUAUCGAGAAUAAGCUACGUUUCGCCGUCACGGUCGGCAAUAACAAUGCGAAGGGUAUUCAUAUGCGCCACGGCGUACUUACUAAGGUUGAAGAUUUUUCCGUUAACAUAGAGCCGGUAAUAUUUAACGAAAAAUUCGCUGAUGCAGCAGACAAGAUCAACUUCAACGUACGAUUAACGCUCAUACCAACGGAAUCGUGGAUUCAGUGCGGCAACUAUCUGGAUCUGUGCUAUUCAGCAAGAAAGAUUUCCGUCAAGGUAGACCCGUCCGGAUUAGCUCCGGGUGUGUAUAGAGCGAGCGUGAAAGCGUACGAUUCCGCAUGUCCGGAAAAGGGAGUUUUGUUUGAAAUUCCGGUCACCGUAGUGCAGCCGCACGUGGUUGAUGCUAAAACGAAUGAAUUUAUGCGCAGCGAUUUACCAGUUGACUGCAAACCGCAUACCAUCAUUCGGGACUUUAUCCUGGUGCCAAAGUAUGCGACCUGGGCUGUCAUUGAGAUGCGCUCGGCCGAUACGAACGAUGCUGUGGGUGGCAAAUUUUUCCUGCAUACCCAGCAGAUUCUGCCGAUGAAGUUCUGCAAGGCGAUGGAGAUGCAAAAAAUAUUGCCGGUCAACGGUACGGCCCCCACGGUGCAACCCGUUCGAGUAGAGGGUGAUCAUAUAAUUGAGAUUUGUAUUGCCAAGUUUUGGUCUAACUUCGGAACGCUGCCAUUACGCUACUCGAUAAAAUUCCAUGGAAUAAGCCCAUUGAAUGGAUCGGUAAUGCAUAGUGCCAGUGGAAUUCAUCGAAUCGAUUUAACCGCGCUCACUAGCGAAGAAGUCCAUCCAGUAGUUUCGUUAAAAACAGCAGCUAUGGUCUUGAAGCCAUCUGAAACAAAAGUUACUCCACUAACGACGCGCGAUGUCAUCCAUCCAGCAAGGCAAAUCUACCAGAUGCAGGUCACGUACCAUCUGCAUUUGACGAAGGGCUAUGAGGUAGCGUUCUACACGCCACUGUUUAGCAACAUUCUGUACGAGAGCGAGUUUGAAUCCCAAUUCUGGAUGGUGUACGAUACAAACAAAAUGAUGGUUCGCUGUGGAGACGCCUAUUCCUAUGAUAAGUACGAAAAAUUGGAAAAGGGAGACUACACCAUCCGUUUGCAGGUGCGUCACGAGAAAAAGGAGCUGCUCGAGAAGCUAACGGAAGCGAACAUGGUCGUUAACUUCAAGCUAGCUAGCAACAGUCUUUCCGUUGAUGUGUACAAAUCAUACAACCACGUGCUGUCGGGUGCUAAAAAGAUGACGAGCUGCUCCAUGGCGGCUGGUUCGUGUCGCCCGAUCUACCUGGCACCAAUCCCUAGUGAGAAGCUGCAGAAAGCUGCCAUGCCACCGCAGUGUUCUUGGCUGGAGGGCAGCAUUACGUAUGCGAAGGAGGACAUCAUUAAAAGUGUUUCGCACUGCUUCCAGUACAUACUAACGGAAGGUCCUCCGGCAAAGAAAACUUCUAGCACGGCUAAUGCAAUCACUGGAGCCGCAAAUGCCGUCACAAAUACCGCAACCAAUGGCAACAGUGUGGCCAAUUCAGGCUCAAACGGUACCGGUAACAACGUAAUCACCGCUACUAACGGAGCUACCAACGGUAGCUUGCCGAAUGGAACGGCAGUGAAGGAGAACCGAAGCAAGUGGGAUGAAUAUUGCGAAGGAUUGCGCGACUAUCAGACUGCACAGAUCUCCAAACUGGAUGCGGAAAAUGCUGAAAAUGUGUAUCAAGCGUUGCUAAAAGAUAACCCGAACCACUUGGCAGCUCACUUAGCCAUGGCCGAUCACUUUGAUAGUGCAGAUUUGAAGCAAAAUCUGCCCUACACAUUUACUGCAUCAUUUGAUGGUGCAGACUCAUCAGCAGCGACUCUGUUGAAGGUGAAGUUGCUACGUAUCAUCGAACUGGCGAGCUUAGUUGUAAAGGAUAUUGAUCAAAAUGCAUUACUCGCAUACUAUGGAAUGAAGAUCGAUAAUCGACCAAAUGCCGCCAAGAUUAAGAUUCAAAUGGACAAACAAAAGCAACUUCUACUGGACGCUUGUCAGCGAAAGUUUGUAGCAUUGUGCAAACUGAAGGUAUUGCAGAAUGUAUUCGAUGCUCAAGACGCGAGUCAACCGGACUAUACCGAGGAGCUAGAACAACUGUACGGCGAUGUGGGCAAAUUUAUCGAAUACACCGAUUCGAAGGUAUUGCUGCUUACCAUUUGGCAUGCGUUUUCUCUGAAGCAGCACGGCCGUAUGCUAAAGUAUUUAAACAAACUGUACGAAGAAAAGCUUAGCCGCGAUAUACUGGAGGAAAUACUUACCGUUGUUGAUGAGAAAAAGUGGUCACACGUACGUAAGCAGCUUUCAAAAAUAAUUGUAUCAUCAAAUCCUCAGGGCUAUCGACCAUUCUAAAAUGGCACACCGUUCUAAAACUGAUGCCUGUUUUAUACAGCGAUAAUUGAUUCGUCAUUUUCUUAUGCACUUUGUGUUUAAUUCGCUGCUUCGUCGUGUUUGGUGAAAGCGGUUUUGAUUUGUUACAUUACGGAACAUGCGGAAUUAAAUUUUAGAAAAUAGGUGCGAUCUAAAUUUUGCUGAAUAUCCUUCCAUUUGCUGAAGAGCCGCCUGGUAAUGAAAUUCUUUCCAAAAGUUCGCUAGUAAAGUGUCGCUUGCCUGCACUGUUAUGACUAUAUAACAUUAUUUUUAAUUUCUACUGCAUUGUUUUGCUAUAUACUCGACAAAAACGCCGUUUGUUCAUUUUCUAUGAAGGAAACAGGAAGGAUUGUCAAUUUUCGUGGCAUCCCAAAUUGAGGUCUGCUGACACUUUUAAAUCCUAAGGUUUUCGCAUUUAAAUUUCAUAACAAAACAUUUACUAUCAAAACACUUGUGUGUUAUCUGAACAAGGAGUCUGAAAAUCUGAGAAAAUCGACAAAAACGUAACCUAGUUUUCUAAACUUACAUACCUUGUCCCGAAAGUGUGCAAAGAACGUAAUUUGCGUAGUCGCACACAAAUAAAAAAAUGGUACUGCCCUUAGCAGUCAGUCUCGCGAUCGAAGUGUAUUAAUUCGCAAACAAUGGCUGAUGAUUGAUGUUCAAUGAACCGGAAGUCUAGAAUAUUGUAUUGUAAGAAUUUUUGAUUGCGCAACAUUAACAACUCGUUCAAUACGUAAAAAAACAAAAAAAAAAAAAAUACAUAGAAAAUGAUGCUGAAAUUGCAUUCAAUUUUGUUUCUGUUUACCACAAACAAAGGUACAUUUAGUGUUUCUUUCGCAAUGAACACUGAAGAUGAGACAUCUAAAGAAUAUUUUUUUAUGUUCAUCUUCAUGUAAAGAACAGUAUGUUUUACGCGAAACAUAGAACGAAUAAUGUCUAAAGAUCUAAAUGAAUACUGUACGCCACUAUAGCUUUCUGCAUUUGUAACGUUUUACUAUAUUAUUUUUCAUCGAGAUAACUCCACAUUAGAAACGAUUAACUUUGAUAGAAAAUACUACAGUUUCAAAAAUUGACUGCCCUAGAAAAGGAAUAAAUGAAAUAGAGAUAAAUAAACCGUAUUAAUUAAAAGUUUCUGAA
Messenger RNA from Anopheles arabiensis, 5513 nucleotides. RefSeq names its product tripeptidyl-peptidase 2 (gene TppII). Gene Ontology annotation, biological process: proteolysis. Gene Ontology annotation, molecular function: serine-type endopeptidase activity; tripeptidyl-peptidase activity. The record is from RefSeq and is a predicted model, not a curated record. Lineage: Eukaryota; Metazoa; Arthropoda; Insecta; Diptera; Culicidae. Gene Ontology annotation, cellular component: cytosol.